GGACCAUUUACAAAUCCACGUCUUCUGGACCUUCCUGAGGUGCGACACCUGCAGGCUUCAUGGCUUCAGGUGGAGCAGAGGAGGACGAUGGAGGCAUUCCAUUGGAAAUUGACAACAUGCACAUGCUGCUCCAAGUGGAGCACGAGCAGAUUCAGAAACGAACAUUCACCAACUGGAUAAAUGCUCAACUGGCUAAGAGAUGCCCUCCCUCAUCUGUGUCAGACCUCUUCUCUGACCUCAGAGAUGGAUCACAGCUGCUGGACCUGUUGGAGGUGAUUAGCAGCCAACCCAUGAAAAGACAAAGAGGCCGAGGGGUUUUCCAGCAGAGGGCCAACAUUGAGACAGCACUGAACUUUCUCAAGAGACAAUCUAUCAAAUUGGUGAACAUAAGCAUCGCAGAUAUCAUCGAUGGACGACCCUCCAUCAUCCUCGGACUCAUAUGGACCGUCAUCCUGCACUGUCAUAUUGAAGAGUUGGCCAGCACCCUCUCCUACAGUUCAUGUCAUUCCUCCCUCGAUUCUCUGGCCAGUCUGGACUCCUGGUCUGGCUGCCCAGUCCCAGCUAGUCCGGCCCCCUCAGGCUGGACGUCACCUCUCCACACACGCUUUAGACUAUCUGCUAAGAAGGCCCUGCUCAUGUGGGUCAGGGACCAAUGCCUGAAGGUUGGUUGCUCCAUCAGUGUGAAGAACUUUAAGUCGAGCUGGAGAAGUGGGGAGGCCUUCUUGGCCAUCCUGUGUUCCCUCAGACCACAGCUGGCCGAUCUCUCACUGGUCCAGUUGAGAAGCAACCAGGAGAACCUGGAAGAGGCGUUUCACCUCGCUGAGCGGGAGCUCCACAUCCCCCGUCUGCUGGAGCCCCAGGAUGUUGAUGUGAAAGACCCUGAUGAGAAGUCCAUUAUGACGUAUGUGGCCCAGUUUCUUCAGUACUCUAACGACAUGCCAGCACCCGAUGACCAUCUGCAGCUGUUUCCUCUGGUCCAGCCCUUUCCUCUCUCACCUGUGAACUUGCCCGCUCACUUCACUCCAGCACUCGCUGUCUCACCACUACGUCAGGUCUCUUCAUGUGAGCGAGCACUAGAGGUCACUUCCUGGCUGCAGCAAGUCUACCAAGAGCUGUCAGAGGCACGCAUGGCAACAGAGGAAUCAAGCUUCGCAGACAAAUAUCAUGUGUUUCAGAACCUCGGAGGCUCCUUCACGGAGCAAAGGAGACCAGUGUUGACCCUCCUUGCUGCCAUCAGACGCCGCCCCGAGCUGAGCCUCGAGCAAUGUGCUCUCAGAACGGCGUGGGAUCGUCUGGAAAAGGAGCUGCAACGUUGUAAAGUAGACCUUGACUCGAGCCUUCCUCGUCCUCUGGACUCAGUCGUCGUGUGGCUGCAGCGUGCCGAGGCAGCGCUCACGGAAGAGGGAGGAGGAGUGAAAGAUCACGCAGAUGCUGCGAAAGAAGCGAGAGAGCAACAAGACACACACAAGACUUUAAUUAAGGAGAUGAGCCACUUCGUCAACAUCCUUGAUACCUUCCACAACAUGGAUGACCUCGGAAACCUACUCGUGCCCCUUGUAAAGUUUGAUGAGAUAAAAAGACGCUUGACUGAUAUCCGAGUCACAGCCAAGUAUCAAGGGAUCAAGUUGGAAUACCGGGAAAACCGUCACACUGUACUGGAUCUCUUGGGCCGCAUCAGUGCCAAACUUUUGACCUGGAAAGCUCCCUACGGAUCUCAGGAGACAUUGCUUCUGCUUCUGCAGGACUGGCAUGAAACGGUGGAGCGUCAUUACCUGCUUUUAACUCUAAUGGACGCCCUCCAAAACCUGAAGGAGAAGGCCAAUACUUACACCAGCAAGGCAGCACUGGGUGAAGAUUCCCAGCGUGUUACUCGUCAGGUGAAGGAAGCAGAAAGUGAAGCUGAGCUGGCCACACAGGCCGUGACGGCCGUGAGAGGGAUGAUGGAGAGAGCGCUGUCUGCUUGGGGAACUUACAACCAGUGCCUGACGUCCCUCCAGACAUGGCUGGCCCAGAAGAUACCUUCACACGCACAGUCUCCUCCUGUGGGGACACAGGACAUGAGUGAGAUGACGUCAUGUCAGGCCAAGUUGAACGAGGCGGGGAACGUCCUCAUCGAAGUGACAGAACCUUCAACCAGCCGAGCUCUGGCCGAGCAACUCAGCAAGGUCAACAUGAAGUGGGCUGAAUGCAUGAAGAGGACGAAGUUUGAAGUAUCAUUGGAGCCCAGUGUUGGUCCCCUGCAUCUUCAGAUGGUGCAUUCACUGACCCAGGAGGCCAGCAGACUGCUGAGGCAGCCUCUAGAGGUGGCCUCAGUCCCACUGAAGGCGAACAGGCAGAAACUACAGGUACUGAGUAAAAAGAUGACCGAGAUGGAUCUUUCAUCUCUCAGUCCAUCCCCACACUUUCAAACAAGCAACACGGAGAACCUCCAGCAGAAUCUCCCCCAGAUGCUUGACGAGGCAGGGAGGGCCUGUGGAGAGCUGCAGCGGGCUGCGUCCAGGCUGGAGGGCCGGCUAGCUGAGCUGGACCACUGGAGCACAGAGGCCACGGACUGCUACCAGCACCUAAGGGAGAACAGGCACCGAGGACGCUCUGCAUUGGAAUCUGCAGCCAAGGUGCUGAUCCCUCGAGGUGUGCAGCUGCAGAACCAGGUUGCAUCUGAGGGCCGAGAUCUGCAGGAGCUUGUGGCUCGAGUACAGAAAACCUCUCCUCUGAAGCACCUCGGCACCUCCGGCACGCGGCACAGGAUCUCCGACGCCGUCUCCCACUGCCAGGAGAUUCUUGGCAUGUUUAGUUCCCUUGGGGUUCUGCAACACGUCCACACAGCCCAUCAGACGCAGAGACAGCCAGAGGCAGGGCUAUUUGUUGUGGCCAAAACCAAACUGGUAGAGCAGAUUGGGAAUGUUAUGCUCAGCCAGGACCCAAAUCUGGUUCCACCUGAGACUUCAUCUGAGACGCCUCAACAGAGGGCGAGAGCUGUUCGCGGUUGGCCUGAACACCAGCACGUGAACACACAGGAUGAAUCCACCAUUGAAAUCCAAAUGCUGCCCCGGCCAUCGAGGGAACCGCCGCCUCAUAUUCACUCUCCUCUUGCUCAAACUCUAAAAGAAGUGGCACCUGAGCCCGUGGUCCAGCCUCAGUCACUUUCCAAGUGUCACGCUUCAAUCAGGAGUCGAUGUGAUCAAGUUCUGCCCGCUCCGACGCAAACUCCCGUUGCACUGAAGUAUCAAAAAGGUCCAGUUCUGUCUAAACAUGUGACAAGUCCAGUGCCAGAGGAAGAGGGAAGCUCAUCUUCCUCACAAACAAGUACAUGGAAACCUAGAGGGCAGCCAAACACUGUACGGAGUGCUAAAACAUCUCCACAGCCGCCGGUUAUGAUCCACAGUGAAGUUCACUCAAAAGCCCAGUCGAUGGCGAGGAGCAGACUGGAGAAGGCUCGGUUUCGUCUGCAAGCGCGCAUCCAGCAAGCCAUCACGUUAUUCGGCGGCAAAGAGAUGUCAGAGUCACAGGCCAAGAGGAAACAGAGAGCUUUAAAGAUUCUGCAGCCCGCCAUCCUCCAUGAGUUCCUGGGUGCUGUUGAGGGUUUCGGGGCCUUUUGUUCUGGGUCUCAACUCCAGGACGUGAUGCUCCUCUCUGCCUCAGUCAGAAAGCAGUGGGAGGAUGUAGGCAGAGAAAUGGCCGCUUUUGUUCCCAUCCUGUGGUCUAAGAUCAGAGAGGGAAAGCAUUCCUCUUCUGUCGAGCAAACUAACCCUCUGCACGAAGCCCAUGAGCAGACUGACCCUUUGCUACAGCAACAGGCCGUCGUGGAUGGAGCUGCAUCCUUAGAGGUUGAAUCCCUCCGGGAGCUGUGUGAAACACUAGCACCGGGGCAGUCCUGCCUAGCAACAGAUACACUAAAGGAGUCAGAUGAAGACCAGGAAACACAACCCAGUGACACGGUGCUCCCAUCUGACUGGGGGCGGCAGCCACGGGGAAACAGCUUGCUGGGAGCGACGGGCGUGUCGGCCGCCACACGGCACAGCAACAAUCUCUCGCAACAACAGAGCGUGGCUGGGGGUGCUGCGUCAGUGCGGCCUCGUGGUGAUGUCAUCCAUGUGCAACCCCAGGAUGACCCACCACAAUGUCCAGGCUGCGGGUCGGCGGAAAAACCGAAGCCCUCCUUUCUGGCCCAAGAGCAGCUGCUGAAAGCUCGUCUCCUGCACGUCACAGAGAGCCAGCAGACCCCGGCUCACGUGCAGCUGGUUGUCAGGGGAAACACUGUGGACACCAAGCAGGAGGCCGAGUGGACCGUCAUCCCAGCGUCAGCUGCCCCACAGGAAGAGCACUCCUCCAAACAGGAAGUACUGGAACGGUACAGAAAGGCCUGCUUGGUAUUCCAGUUUCAACUCCAGAAGAACAAGCAGUUUCUUUCAGACACCGUCACCAUCUCCAGCCUGCAGAACCAAAAGAAGCAACUACAGACUCUAAAACAGGAGACAGAGGCACUCUGGCUGGAGUAUGAGCUCCAGUUUACUCAGCGAUCCCAGUUCUCCCAUCAGAUGACCAGGGAAGAUCAGGGUGAUGUGGAAAGAGACUACGAGCAGCUGACUCAGCAGUGGAGAGGACAACAGAUGAGCCUCCAGAGCAGGAUGACGUCUCUGAAGAUUACUGCUGACCUGAUGGUAACGAUCACAGAACAACUGGACCGGAUCAUCAGAGAGCCUGUGGACAUCUCCUCCUCCACCGUGGCUGAUUCCAGACUGAUAUCAGGCUUAAAGGAGAUGGAUGACAGACUGCGGUCUGAAAUGAGAAAGUUAUCAGAGCGAGGCACCGAAGAGGAAACACGGGGGCCCGAAGCCACAAGCCCUUCAUCCCUCUGCCAGGCUUUCCACAACAGUGUCCAUCAUCUUGAGCAGCUCAGACAGCGGCUGGACAAAGUUCAAUCAGCUGUCCAGGCUCUGGAUCACUUCCUGGCCACAGUGAGGGAAGUCAAGGCCGAGAUCCCAAACCUGCUGGCACACCAGGACCCCAACAGACCGCCAAAUGAGGCGGAUUGGGAGCAAGAGACACACUGCUGGCAGGCAGCAGCGCGGCAGAGAGCUCAGAGGCUGCCGGCCGCCGUAAAACAAUCCGAGAGCGUUGACAGCACUUUAAAGGCCGCAGGGAUGACUCUGACCAUGGAUGGUGUAACAGUGAUGUGCCGCGAUGUUGUGACAUCAUUGUCACAGCAAGCUGCGAACGUAGAUGAAGAAGUGAAGAAGUUAUUUCCAAUGGCAAGGGAGCAAAUCCAGGAGUUGAAUCCUCUAGAGAUACGUCAGACAGACACUGGGGUGGAUUCAACACAUCAGGGGGGAGCACCGCGGUAUCCCACCCCGAUGGAAGAGGAGGUGGCGUUGGUGGCCAAAAGGAGAAGGCUGCGAGGAGAUGAUGAUAUGAAGUCACAAAGGGAGGAAGAGCACAAAGCUUUCACACGGAAGUCUGAAGGGGAGGUCUUCAGAGCUGAGGACCAGAGAAGAGGAGGGAGCAGCAGCCAGGUUAAGGAAGAGGGAGAAGAGAAGGGGACUUUUGUCCAGAGGAGAGUUGCCUUGCUUGGCACCCUAAAGGAGAUAAGGGAAGCAGCUGAGCGGCUGAGGUUACAGGAGCCCACCCUGCCGGCUCUGCAGCACAGAACACGUGCGUUGACAGAGCUGGGAAGUCGUCUGGCGGGCUACCUCGCUGUGCUGCAGCGCACACAAGAUGAACCCUCCCGGUCAGGAAGCCCUGAUGGGAGUCAGACCAGAGAGGUGGAGGACGCCUGGGAGGAGGCGACAAAAGCUGUAACCAAACGGCAGGAGCAGUGUUACGCCCUAACAGAGCUGCUGAGGAGGUUUCAGAGCAUGCGGGGGGCGUUGAGUGGGACACUGCAGAGGGCAGAAAGCAUCAUCAGUGAACACGCCUCCUACAUGGGGAAAGACAAUCUGCAGAGACUGCACACCAAGGUGCAGGAAACAAAAGCCGAGCUGAAUGGUCUCGGGGACCGGAUAGAGGAGGUCCGCAGUGUCUGCAGGCAGCUUCACGCUCAUCUGCGUCAGAUCCCAGAAUGCAUCAUCAUCCCAUUUGAGGACGAGGCGGAUGCUCUCAUGGACCGCUGGCUGGACAUAUCAGAGCGAACAGAUUCACACCGAGAGAAGCUUCACCGUGGCCUGACUCUAUGGGAUGGCAUCAUCCAGCUGGGAGCAGAGGUAGAGAGUUGGACCGCCAAUACACUCGCAGUAUUUGCACAGUCUCCGUCCUUCCAGUCAGAGGAAGACAUCAGGGCCUUGCAGAAUGAGAUUGUGACCCAAGAAGAGCAGAUGGAGCGUUUCCACCAAAGAGUCGCUGAGAUUCCGGCCCUGCUUCAAAGCAAAGAGCCUCCUCUGGAGCUGCAGGUCGUGGAGACCCAGAUAAGGAAGAAGAUGAAGCAGCUGAAGGAGCUUGUUUCUGAAGCGGAGGACGUUCACAGGCAGAUGGUGGCUGCUAAAGGACAAAUGACUGCCAGGAUGGCUGAAUGCUUCAACUCCCUCCAGAAGAUUCAAGACUCCCUUCUCACUCUCAGUGCUCCUGAUAUUGCAGCCGUUCGUGCAAAGCUUAAGGAUCUCCACGUUGAGCUCCAGACGCAGGGCGAGUGGGCGGAGAGUCUGCUGCAGGAUCUGCGUGUUAUGGCGUCCAUAGGGAGUCCAGACCUUCGACGGAGUUUGUCUGUAGACGGGAUUCAGCUUCAAGAUGAAGUCAGAAACACCCACCGGCUCUUCUCUGAGGUGGAGGAACGGACUGAGAGGGACAUCCAGGCUCUGGACAGGCUGCAAAGCGAAGCGGAGCACUUGGAACAAUGGUUGCGAGGCGUUGAGGGAAAAGCAGCUGGGGAGGAUGACCUUCGUCUCCUGCAAGAGGAAGCACUUCAACAAAGGGUGAGGACAGACGCCCUGGGUCAGCUGCUGUCGUCCUUGCAGAGCAGCUCGUUCCAGCAGCCUGCUCUGCUGGAGGCCAGCAGCAAACUGUUGGAACGAUACCACAGCUUUCAAACCGACGCCGACAAGCGGAGCUCUCCGAGCGGCGCCGUCGAGCCGUUUCAGACUCGGCGCGGAGUCGCAGAUCUGAGACAAACUCUUGACUUUUCACUUGAGGAAAACCUCGGCAUCCAGAGUCCCGUAGAGCCGAGGCGUCACUCUGCUCGGGCGGUAGUAGGUGUGACGGCAGAGGGGGAGGCUCGCCUCCAAGAGCUCAGAGUUACUGCAAAUCGUCUGAGCCACGGACUGAGUGAUGGAGACGGCCUGAAGCGGGACAUUCAGGGAGGCAUUCAGAAAACAGAGCCGGCGAGGGGGGACCUUCUCCAGCCCGGCCAAUCGGAUCACAGGGUUCCACAAGCUGAUCCAGACCUCACCUCCUCCGACCUGGACCGCAGACAGCAGGCCAGCUGCAGCGUGGAGGAGGAGCUGCAGCACAGAACUGCUCAGCUCCCGACUUUAUUCCCCUGGCCCGGCUUGUCACAGCGCAAACAGACCUGCCAUCGAGCCCGUCAACUGCAGGAUGAGGCUGGAUCCUUGCAGUUAAGCCUUACCGGCCUGGCUGAACAGAGGAGGGAGAUGGCUCCACGAACCAGCGACGCCGGCUGGAAAGAUCCAUCGGUGGCUGACCUGGAGACCCGCUGCUCAUCACUGAUGGAUGAGCUGAAGGGUGUUUGUUCCAGCCUGGAGGAAGGUGUACGUAAUGAGGAACAUUUUGGCCAGUCACUGCAGGACUGCCGCCAUAAAUUGACAUCCCUGCAGGAAAGGAUGUCAGCCUGUCAAGCCCAGAAAGAAAGCUCAGCUGGACGGGUCACUUAUGGCCCGGCUCUGGAGGUUUUGCGACAAGAAGUUACCGACAUAGAAAAAGAGCUUUUACAAAUUGUAACACUCAAGGACUCCAUCACUGCCAGUUCCACAACCGAGGCCCAGACCAGCCUCUCCCAGCAAGUCAGCAACCUCCAAAACCACAAGAGGGCACUAGACUGUAGCAUCACAGGAAUGCUGGCACUGCUCACAGAAAACGACAGCCAGCGAGUGGGACGAGUGAAGGGAGAGGUCUCCUGUGUACAAACAGCUCUGAAAGACCUGGCUGAAAACCUGUGUGGGAACUCUGAAGUGUUGCCUCAUACCAGUCAGCUCAAGCAGCAGUUGUAUACAAUACAGGACUGUGAUGCCAGGCUGGCAGAGUUGGGUGUCAGAGUGUACGACCUGCAGAAGACUGGAGAGGAACGUCUUCCUGCCGAUGUCACUUUGACUGUCGAUGCCGUUGCUAAAGACCUUGAGAGCCUCACGUCCAUCUUUCUAAAAAAGAAGCAGGCGUGUGCAGAGAACACAGCUAACAGGGUGAGACGGGUCAUCGACCAGCUGCAGCAUUGGAGACACACAGUACAAGCUGAACUAUCAUCACCCAGCCAGGCAGCUCUUGACGAGGGGCUGUGGCUUCAACAAGGUCUUCGUGAAGUGCUCACUGAACGAGAUCUUCUUCUGAACUAUCUGGGAACCCAAUUAACAACAACACUGGAGACGAGCGCCUCCGAGGCUCUAAGUGGGAGCACAACUGUCCUCACAAGCUUAUCGAAAUGCCUGGGUACACAAAUCAAUGCAUAUCUUUGUGAAGUGCAGUUGGUCAACGAUUUGCCGGACAGAGUUGUUGAAGAAACUUUUAGAAGUGAAAGUGAUGAACAGUAUUUAGCUUCACCUGAUACAACUAUGGCCACGUGUCCUGCUGCUUCUCCUUUUGCAAUAAACAGCCAGGAAAACUCUGAAAGUGAUCUGAAUGACAAACUCAAAACCAAAGACGCUUUAACUGUCGCUGAUCAAUUCUCAUGCGCAGGAAUCCAAGAUGUUUUCAAAUCACAAAAGUUAUCAUCAGCUCUGCCAAAAACAAACGUAACGACUUAUUGUGUGCCCAAAGAUGAUACUGGCAUAUUGAAUACUGAUCGCAAUCCUUUAAGCAGUGGGCUUAGGACACUUUCUGGAAAUAACACUUUAAUGUCAGACUCGCUUCCUGCUCUCAGCAAGAGUUUAGAAGCUCGGCAAGAGACCACUGAACCCUUUCAGGAAGACAAAGCCUCAACACAGGACUCAAAACUGUCACUUAGAGGCACUGACAAUAUCAAAGAAAGCAAUUCAGCUCACUGUGUCACACCUCUGCUUAGAUCCUCAGCAACAAAGCCUGACAACUUCCGCCUUUCUACCAGUAAAAUUGUGUCUCAACAUCUAGCAGCCCAAUCGGAGACAUUUAAAUCAGUUCCUGAUGAUCAGGAAAAGGGGAAAUCCUGUGAGGACAUCAGUGUGAGGCCAGAUAAAGUGUUCACGACAGUGUUGGACAUGGAGACGCCCGAGUUCCAGCUACAGGACAAUGUUGGAGCCAGAAUACCAGAUGUACUUAAAUGUUCACAGGUUUGCCAAGUACAGCUCACACGUAUUCCUGAGAAGAUAUCUGCAGUCUCUACAACAUUAUCGAGUCUGGAAUUGGAUGAAACAGACUUGAAGAUCCAUUAUACGAAGAGCUGUUUCUUAAAUGAGUCUCAAGUGGCGAACUCACUGCCAGGAAACCCUUUGGCAUUAGUACCUACAAAAUUGAAGGAAAAAAGGUCUGCAAGUGCCAAAAUAAUGUGCAAAGGAAAGUCAGAAAGCGAUGCGUUAAAGCACAAUGAGGUGUUGAGUUCCUCCAAAUCAUGUGGCACUGGAGCUGAAUAUCAGCUCACUGGUGCACUUGCAGAAGAAACUACACUUCCGCAUGUCAAACCAGAGGAGACGUCAGAUUUCCGUCACGCUGAAGAGCAAACAAGGAGCUCAGCCUUGUGCACUGUGGAGGUAGAUGCCUUAAGUGCAGCAGAAAUACCUGCUGGUGACAAUAAACAGCUGACUGUUGCUGACACUGCACAGAGUGCUGGUACAGGACAGCUGGAGAUGGCAGAGGGAGAAAACACGGGAGAGAGACGUGACCCUGACGGCCCGGAGUCCAAACCUUCCACAGCGCCAAGAAGACGAGUCAAAGCGACGCUGCCAUUUGAAAAGAGUCCGUGGGAGGUGCCUGCAUCGCUGGAGGAAACAGAGGUGAAUAAGAGACAGACCCAAGGCAGCAUGGAGUCUGAGAGGACGGGCCCGGGUUCAGCACCUGAUCUGCCGGCUCGGGAGGCGACAGGUGGAUCACCGGAGGACAACAAACACAAGUCCACCAUGCAGGAGGUUUUGUCUGAGAUCCAGAGCUUGGUGGAAAGCAGUAACAUAAUACAUCGGACACCGCACAUUGACUUGAAUUGGUACCUGAAGUCCACUCCUGGUGAAUCACAGAUUCGAUUAGUCCGAACAGUCCAAAGAGUUCUGGCAUGUCGUUAUCAACCAGCACAACUCGAUGUCACCGCAAUGACCAAACAACUGCGGGAGGCAGAGGACUACAGGCGAUGCGUGCAGGACCAAGUGGCGACUAUGAAAAGCACGAGUGAUGCCAGGAUUUGUGAUCCGGAUACCUGGAAAAGAGUUGAAGGACAGUGGAGCGCUGCACUGCUAGAUGCUUCUGCCACAGUGCAGGUCAAAGCAGCACAGCUGCAACAGGUCAAAGAGUAUCACAAACAGAUGAAGAUCACCAGAGCUUUCCUGGAGGUUUUAACCACAGAGAAGGACAAGAUGAGCUUAAGAACCUUGAGAAGCAGUGCUCUUCAAGCUGACAAACUCAACGGCCUGCUGCAAACCAUGGUACAGAAAAAAGACCGGAUGGAAAAGCUCCUCCAGCUAAGUAGCCAAUUCUCGGUCCACUUGAGCAACGCUGAGAGUUUGGGUGCUCUUCCCGCCCAGCUCGGAGACGUCCAGGAGGAAUGGAGGCUUUUAGAAGGAGGCAUCAGAAGAGCUCUGCGACACGCCUCGAGCUCAACCUCUCAAUCCUCUCUUUUGAUCAAAGAGGCCGAACAGCUUAAAGUCAAGCUUGACGCUCUUCGGCAAAUCAACUUUCAAAGCCAUGACAGCAAAAGCGCUUUCGAACUUGUUUGCCUGACCACAGACCUAAAACUGUACAACCAGCUUUAUCUGCACUUACAGUCCCAGACAGAGGCUCUUGUCCAAUUCUCUCUGGGUCAGAAAGAAAAGGAUGAGCUCAAUCGAAGUCUUAAGGAACUUGGGUCCUUGCUAGAUGUCACCAAGAGCAAGUUUGACAUCUCCACAUACAGCUGUGACGGCAUUUCUUCAGCUAAAAUCAACAAGCAAUUACAAGACCUGGUCAUAUGGGCCAAGCAGGCAGAAAACCACAUCUCUGUAGGCAAAAAGUUAGCCCUUUUCCCAGAGGAGGCUCGUAUCCAGAUUGUUGAGAUGAGAAAAUUCCGAACAGAUAUUUGGUUGAGAAGAUCCAAGAUGCAAGUCGAAGCUGAGCUGAUGAAAGCUGGAGUCUCUGAUAUGGAACAUGAGGAAAGUGAUCAAAUAUUAAAGACAAUAGAAGAGCUGUAUGAAGCCAUUGCUAACAGCUUGGAUCAGGUUCUUGAUACCAUGCAGAAAGAUCUGCAGGAGAGGGAGAAACUAUUAUGCCGGCUAGCUAGCAUUGAUGCCUGGCUAGCAGAAACGCAUGCUAAAAGAGACCCCUGCGCUCAUGUUGACGAUGUUUCAACAGCUGAAGUCAGAAAGCUGGAGAGCGAGCUAAAAAGUCACAAAUUAACUGCAGUCGAGAUUGAGGGUCAACUAAAACGGGUGGAAGCAAUAACUGACAGUUGCAGGGAAAUAGCUGUACGGUCCAGUCCAGGAGAGAGCCGCUACCUUGUCCACCGACUGUCCGGCCUUUGGACAGAAUUAGACGGGUUGCUCGCUCACGAGAAAGCGUCUAGCUGGGAAUUGGAAGAGCUGAUUCAUGAGCUAACCACUUCCAAUGAGGAGAUAUCGACCAUCCAGGCUAGCUUAAAUCACAUUUCUAGUUAUUUGGCACAGCAAAGAUUCCCUUUAACACAGGAUACCCUGUCAACAAUUGCACAAUUGAAGCACAUGCUAAUGGAACAUCAGUGCCAAGUACAAGGACUGAAGCAGUGCCAGGAGGCAAGGAGAAGCUCCAUGCUGUGCACUAUUGGGGAACUGCAAGACCAAUGCAAAGCACUUAGUAUUAAUGCUGUUGAGCAAGACAAAUAUCUGCACCUGAGGAGACAAAUGGAGGAAUCUAGGGACAUUGCUAAAGAGCAAAUCCUGCGUGCCAAAGACACAACCAUCAGCGUGGUUGAGAGGGUCAUGCUAUGCCAAUCACUCUUGGUUGAACUUCCUUUGUUGAAGACACAGUGUCAAGAAGUGGCAGACCAGUUGGAGGCCAUAGCUCAGGAGUUGGAACCAUCUGAGCUAAACCCGGAGAAGCAGAGGAUUCACCACGCUGUGGAAACGUUGGUCUCCUGGGAGCAUUCUGUCACUGAUGAGACCAAAAACCUAGAGGCCGAGCUUUUGCCAGGCCUGGAUUUUUCUUCCGAACGUCUUGCCUUAAUAGAGCUUUUCCAAACAACAAGAGUGGAGCUGGAGGGACUGGAACCAGUAAAUCCAGAUGAAAAAGCCAUAGAUAUUUCACUAAUAAGGAAUUGGAUUAUUUGGAGACAUUUGGAGUCUGGGAUGCGGGUGUUGGAAGGUCUGGGACGGAAAGAAAAAACGAGCCUGAAGAACGACAAGGAACUGCACUCUCACAGAGAUGCAACCAUGCGAGAGUGCCAUUUACGAAUGGAGAGUUUAUGCCAGGCGAGAGAAUCCUUGAAAGAUUACCAGUGGGCUGCUCAGGGAGCAAUAGGCUUCCUCCAUAAUGCUGAAGCCACCUUCUUAUCAGCUCCUGGAGGCUUUUUGGACUGUACUGAGGAACAAAGACAGACGCAGCACGCUCUGGAGGCUCUGGAAGAUGGGUUUCAGGCCCACAUCUGCCACCUUGUGGAUCUGGUGCCCCAACAACCCUGCCUGUCCCGCCCAAAGACUGAGCAGCUGCACAUCAGCAUCCUCAGCCAGUUGUUGGUGGGAAGAGCCAUACUGGAGGCCCAAGCCCAGCUCACGCUGGAGUCCUUGCAGAGAUGUGAAGUCAGACAACAGAGCCACAGGAAGUUCCAUGAGGACAUACGUCAGCAUCUUUCAGGGCUUGAAGCCCAGCUUUCAGAAUGUGCCACGGAGCAAGUGACGUCGUUCGACAAAUGUAUUGCCCAACAAAAGAGAGCUACGCUCCUGAUGGAAGGUCUUCGCAGCCUCACAGCUAAGCUAGAAGAACUGAGAGCUGUGUGUCCUGUGCAGGGCUGUGGGGUUGGGAAGGACGGGGAGCUGGGCGCCCUCUGGAGGCGCUGGGUAUCAAUACGCCGUGGUGUCGGCCUCCUCAUGGCCCACACAGAACAGAGAGGAGAGGAAUGGAAGGACAUCACCAUAAGUAUGGCGCAGUGCUGCAGCCUUUUGGCCAAUCUUCAGUCCGAGGUUCCCGACUCCUCCACCGUGAGCUUCACUCAAGAGGAACCGCUGGAGCUUCUGGCUCAGGCGGAGAUGCACCAGGCUGCGCUGGAGCAGGGGCAGCAGGCCUUAGUCUCCCUGGAGCAUCGACUGGAGCACGCCCUGAGUUUAUCUAGUUCCUGGGAGCCCGUCAGCCCUGGACCUUUUGGCAAAACUCUCGUGAAGAUCCAAGAGAAUGUUAAAAGCUUGAAAGAGAGAAACCUGCUGGUGGUAGCUGCAGCUCAGGCAGAGGCGAAGGAGAGACAGCAGGUCCAAGUGGAGAUAGAAGAGUUGGAGCAACACAUGUUCACGCUUCUUCCCUCACUGGAAGCCUGUUCAAACCCAUGCAAGCAACAGGAGCUCAGAAAGGAGUUGACCUCCCAGAAAGCCAAACUCAAGUGUAUCAUGGACGCCGUGCAGAGCCGGUAUGCUGAGAUACCGGCUGGUAUCAGCACACGGUUACAAGAAGUGCAGCUGUCUCUACAAAGAGAGGAGGAGAAGCUCACGGACAAGAGCAACCCAGUUCGGAAGCUUGCUAGCCAAGUGGCAGAGUUGGGUUCUGGCCUGGAAAAAGUGAAAGUGUUACUGGAGCAAAGGAGUCCAACAGUCAAAGAAGCUCAACAUGUCCUCAAGGACGUGUGGGAUGAGCUGGAUGCGUGGCGCUGCCGCUUGAUGCUGCUGGAAAGCGAGGUGCAGGACCUCGCGGAGGAUCAUCCUGAUCAAGCCCACCUGCUGAUGGACCAACUCACCCAACCGCUGCAGCUUUACCAAAACGCAGCGCAGAUCACCGAGCAACGCACCGCCUUCCUCGGCAAGAUCCCUGACUAUCUUCAGGAGUUUGAAGACAUUCUGCAUGGCGCCACCUGCUGGUUAGAAGAGGCCCAGUCAUGGCUCAGUGCUCCAUGCUCCUUCCCAACAGCCAGAGGCCUCCAUCAUCAUGCAAGCUCCCUGCAGCUGGUCCUGGAUGACUCUGAGAGGAUCAGACAUACACUGCAGAACUUCGGACCCGUCUUGGAUGAGAUAUCUGCUGUGUGUGACAUCAGCACCCACAAGGAGAGGGUGAACCAGAAUAACCAACAAGUCCAGAUAAUGCAACGCAAGAUCCUCGCGCCGCUGGAGCAGCUCCUGAAGGCUGUCGGGGUAGUGGAGGCAAUGGAAGCAGAGCUGAAGACCUUAGAGAGGAACGUGCCCAAGAUCAGAGCGAUUCUAUCCUCCGUGGACAACUCGCACAUAACUCUGACGGAGCAUCUGCACCACCGACAGGUGAUCCUGGCCAACGUGCAGUCCAUGCGGCGGUCGUUGGAGGAGAUGGAGAGAUGCAGAGGAGAGCUUCACCUCCCUCAGGGAGCAAAGGAGAGCCUGCUGGUCUUCUCCAAAUCCAGACUGGUCCUGCAGCCGCUGGAGGAGCUGGAGCACCUCACCCAUCAACAAGCCGCUCUGCUGGAGAACAAGAUGAGGGAGGAGAAAGAAACAUGCCCGGGUCUUGUCUCUGGUGGUCCUGAAGAAGUACAUCAGCUCGACAGAUCUCCACAAAGAUGCUUCGCCCAGGAGGCUUUUGAAGUGUCUCAUUCAGAGGAAGAGGAGGAGGAGGAUGAAAACAAGAGCUGUCACUCGUCGUCCUCUGAUACGCUAACAUGCAGUAUUCCAGAGGACCCGGAGGAGACACUCGCCGCCUCAGAUGAGGACGUUGCAGAACUUUGUCUGCUUUCAGAAGUUAAGGCGCUGGAGAGUCUGGCUGGCCUGCUUUCCUCUGAAGUGAAGACGAGCUCUGAAGGUGCUGAAACCGCCGGGCUUUUAUCUGAGAUCCCGAGGCUUCAUACAACAGAGUCUGAAACAGAAAAUUAUGUCAGUGGAUUAAUAACAAUGGAUCCCAUCGUUGGCGAAGCAUUGAGUCAUGAAACCGUGACAAUCGAGCCACUCGUCGCUGCAGCCAGUCGAGCAGUAGCUGCCAGACUGGACUCGCGUGGAUCACCAAAACAGGAAGGGCUUGGCAUCGACCCUCAUGCAAAGUCCCUUCAGGCUGCAGUGGAACACACAACACUGAUUCCUGCAAGACCUAAAACUCCAUGUUCUGCCACAAGAGCAUCUGAUGGGUUUACAGAGGAUGCAGACGCACAUCUGUUUUUGUCUACAGCUCCACAUCUGGAUACUCUCAAUGUGUUGAAGGAGCGGAGAGAAGUCGGCGCCGGUCAUCGUGGUUGGCUGGACGACCGUCAUCAAGCCGAGGACUCGUCUGAGAAGCCGAUCAGCUCGGCUGGACAGGAGGGAGAUGACGAGGAGCAGCUGAGGUGGAGUCGACUUAAAACACACAUCUCCCAAAAGCUGACCACUUUGAAAGGAAUUAAGGAGGGGCAUCAAAUCGGCCCAGAGGAUGGAGGCACCCACGAAAAGGACCCAGAAAGGGGGCUGACAUCACCCGGGUCUGCUUCUGCUGUUCUCCAGCGGACACGAGAGUCCAUCACCAUGAUGAGACAAAUAGUGAGCUCUCCAGGUGUGAAUGAGGGGUUGUAUGAGGCUGCACGGACGGUCCUCCUCUGUCUGGACGCUUCGACUGACCUCCUGUUAACUCCUGGUGAAGACGACCCCCAGCUGAGGCUGCUACAGCAGGAGUGUGUAUCCACUGAGCUGGGGACUCUGUGUGAGACGUUGAGGAAAGUGGAGUCGGCGACCAAAGCUGCGCUGUGGAGGGAAAACCCAGAAGCUCUUCGCUGCUGGACCUCCCUUCAGGAUUGUUUACAGAUGGUCCAGCUGGUCUCCGCCUCAUCCCACAACCAGCUCACCGAGCACCUGGGACACGCAUACCAACAUCAGCAGCAUGCCUCCAUCCAGCUGGGUCAUUUGGACGAGUUUGAACUGGGACUGAGUGAGAUGUUCCCCAGCAUUAAGGAUGCUCCCAUUCUGGAGCAGUGUGUGCUGGGCCGACAUCAAAGGGAGAGUCCAGGGGUGAAAGCCAAGCUCCAGCAAGCCUCCUGGUCCUUACUUCAGGGGAUAACUCGCCUCUUGGAGCUGGGUGAAGAAUGUGUAACAGAAGGGCAGACGGGCCAUGUUCACAACUGCAGCCAACUUCAAGCCGUUCUCUGCAGACACAAGAAGCUCCUGCGGGUCCUCAGGUCUCAGUUGGCUUUUGUGCAGCAUCUAUUCCAACGUGAGCCAAAAGCACUCGAGUGUCAAGAGGACGAGCGGGUCCAGCUGGGAGUCAGAGCCAAAGCUUUGCAGCAACAGGCUCUGGAACAGGAAGUGGCUUCUCAAAGGAGGAUCCAGGGCUGGACCCGCUGGGAGGAUCAAUUUGGUCGUCUUGUCGGGCUGUUGGAUAAUUUUGAAGCCUUCAUCAGCAGCGGGGAACCAGAGGGAGACAACGAGAGGUUAGCACAGCACCGACAAGCUGCCUGCCAGCAAACACUGGUCCAGCUGGAUGACAGCAGAGCUGCUUUAGGACUGCUCCUGGAUCAGGGGAAGGCGCUGCACACGGAUCCAGAGUUCGCUGCCAGAGUUGGUCACGCAGGAGGCGCUCUGGAGCUGCGAUGGCUCAGCGCCUACAGACGCACAGAGCAGGAGAGUCGACGCUGCAGAGACAUCCAGCACAGCCAGGAGAGAUUCCAGACUGACUUUUCCUCGGUCAGCGAUUGGCUGGUCGGUGCCAACAAACACCAGAAGAUUUGGUCAGACCUGGCCGACACUUCAGAUCUGAACCAGGAGUGCAUAUGCAACAAUCUGAUGAAGCUGCUGGACUUCUCCGUGGAGAUUGAAGCCAUGUCAGUCCAGAGGGCGUCUGUAUCCAGGGAAGCCACUAAGCUGCUCCACCUGAGGGAUGCUGAUUGUCCUGGGCUGAGAGCUCAGCUCGCCCAGCUGGAGGGCCGCUGGACCCAGCUGACCUCUGACCUGUCCACAGUACAAGACCACCUGCAGCAGCGGCUGCUGGCAUCGUGGCCGCCGGUGAAGCUGCUGCCUGACCUGGAGGACUGGCUGAAGAAGCUGGAGGCUCGGCUGAACCAGGAGAAAGAAACAUUCCUGAAGGCCAAAGAUUCUGCUCAGAUCACUGAACUCCUGCAACACCACCAGGAGCUAAAGACAGGCAUGGUCAAUGGGCUGCUCCUUCUGGACUUCCUGUGUCAGUCUGGGCCUCAGGCGGGGGGACUGGACCUCCGAGCUCUCCGCUCGGAACGUACAAUGUUUGCAGAGAAACUCGGAGACCUGAGACGACAGUGGCUGCAACUUCAGGGAGCGCUGCAGAGCCAGACUCGUGAAGCUGAACAGAUGCAUCACACGUGUGCAGACCGAGAGAGGCGUCUACAGCGUCUCCACAGCUGGAUAGAACGGCAGAAAAAGCAGCUGAAUCAAUGGAAACAGCCCACCAGUCAAACUGUGGCCCGUGAGGCUCUUCUGGAGAUGGAGGCUGUUCUGAGCAGAGUGACGGAGGUGUCUGCAGCGCUGCAGGAGUUGACACUUGUAAGAGUGCAUGUUGAAGAGGAAGAGGAUCACCCUUGUGAUGUCGCUUUCUCUGGCUGGACAGAGAGUGUGUGUCAUGCUUGCGAGGAUCUUAGUAAACAGAUGGAAGCCGUGCGACCAGCUCUUCAACAGACUCUGGAGCAGUGGCGUGGUUUUGAGAGCGAUCUGAGGGAGGUAUCGCUGCUCACCACUAGGGUGCGCUGUGCUCUUCAGCAUCAGCCUCUGUUCUCACUGAAGCAGGCAGAAGAACACGUGGACCUCCUUGAGCAACUCCUGGAGAAGGCCAGAAAAAGAGACCAUAUUUGGGCAUCUGUGGACAAAUCCUAUCAGAGUCUCGUGAAGACUCUUCACCGUGGGACAGCAAAGGCGCUGGAUGACCACAUGAGUGGGGAGCGGAAACGGUGGAAGGACGCGGUGCAGGAGUUGAAGUGUGAGCGCGUGAGGACCGGAGAGACAGUUUCUCUCUGGCAGGAAUACACUCACCUGUCUGAUCGAUGCUCCCUUUACCUGCAAACACUGGGGCGUCAGUGGGAUGAGCUGUGCAGAUCUUCACCUCAGCAGGAAACACAGGCCGUGGUUCACUCGGUGGAGAAGUUGCAAAAAGCUGCGGAGGAUUUGCAAAGCAGUGUGGGAGAUGCGCUUCUGGCUUGCAAGCCUCUCAUUGAACGGCUAGACCCACUGGCCACAAGUUUAAUCCAAUCAGACACCAGACUGCUGUCCCGUGAAGUCCUGCUGCUGAACAAGGCGAUGUCAGGGACGAGGAGAAGUCUUCAGGAAGAUUUGGAGCAACAAGAACUAUUUCAUACUGGACUGGAGGCCCUUGAAAAGCAGACACGGAGCACGCAACAUAAACUUUUGAACAAGUUCAAUGAUACAGACUCAAUGAAGCAGGUUCUCUUGGAGCUCAGUGAUCUGUUCCCGUCACUGGUUGACGUUCGGGAGAUGAGUUGUCAUGUGACCCUUAACAGCCAUGAGACGGAGAGAUUGCACAUGCUCAGCAAGAAAUGGGUUGAAAGCAUGACUCACACAUCUAACAUGUACAGAGAGCUGCAGGCGGAGCGUCAGCGUUCCCAGAACUUCCCGGAGAAGUGUAAGAGCCUGACAUGUAUCCAGAAGAUGCUGGAGGAGGAUUCAAUCUCUCAAGAGACUCAAAGUUUCUCCAGCCUCCAAGACAUGCUGGCUGUCCAUAAGAGGAUUGAGACUGAAAUCAUGAUUGGAGAUCAGCUUGUGCAGAGUCUUCUCUGUCAUGCAGUUGAAUCCAUGGAAACCGAGACGGGAGAGAAAAGAUCUGAGCUCAUGGCACAAGUGACCCACAUGAGGGAGAGCUGGGUCAACUCGUUGGCUUUGGCUGGUCAGCGCAGGUCCUUGACAAAAGAACAACUGGGCCAGUGGAGCAUCUACCACCGUGGCACGAAACUUUUGUGGAGGUUGUUGAGGGAAGUUGCCCCUUUGCUGCCCCCUGCUGGACCUGCUCUGUGUACUCUGCAUCAGCGACGAAGCUGCGCGGAUGAUUACCAGUGCGUUAAAGACGCUCUGGCUCUGCACUCCGCCGUGUACACCCAGACGCUGGGGGCCGGCAAACAUUUAUGUGAAACCAUGACUGGGUCGGAGUGUCAGAGCCAACUGCAGUCGCAGCUUCAGGCCAUGCAGGAGGCCUGGGAACGCACCACCUCCCUGCUGGAGAGGAGGGGAGCUCUGGUCAGCACAGCUGUUCAGAAGAAGUGGGCUCAGGGUCAGGACACGGUCACCGGUAUCACGUCUGCACUGGACGAGCUGAACACGAUGCUGAACCAGCCGCAGGACUCUGUUCAGGAGACGGAGCUCCUCCUGCAGCGUCUGACCGCUGGAUUUAGGGAAUCGGCCACCAUGAAGACGGACCUGUCCCUGUACGUGGCGGCCGGUGACUCGGCUCUGCUGGAGCAGCAGCUGGAGCAACUCCACGGUCAAUGGGAAGAGCUGUGUAUGAAGGUAUCCUCGCGCAGACAAGAAAUUGCAGACCGCCUCAACGCCUGGACCAUCUUCAACGACAAAAACAAAGAGUUCUGUGACUGGCUGACUCAGAUGGAGAACAAGGUGUGCCACAGUGGAGAGCUGAGCAUCGAGGAAAUGGUGGAGAAACUGAAAAAGGACUGCAUGGAGGAAAUCAACCUGUUCAGUGAGAACAAAAGCCACCUGAAGCAGCUGGGGGAGCAGCUGCUGCUCGCCAGCGACGAGGCCAAGCAGACGAAGGUCCAGGGCUCGCUGCAGGAGGUCAGCCAGCGGUGGCACAACCUCUUCCACCAGAUCGAAGCCAGGGUGAAGAAGCUGAACGAGACUCUGGUAGCAGUGCAGCAGCUGGAUAAGAACAUGAGUAAUCUCCGCUCGUGGCUUUCCCGCAUCGAGUCCGAACUGUCCAGACCCGUCAUCUACAGCGUCUGCCAGCACCAGGAGAUCCAGAGGAGGCUGGCUGAGCAGCAGGAGCUGCAGAGGGACAUCGAGCAGCAUACGCGCGGCGUCGCGUCCGUGCUCAGUCUGUGCGACGUCUUGCUGCGCGACGAAGACGCCGCCGGAGGCUUCGAGCCGGAGAGCGACUCCCUGCAGGAAACCAGCCACAGCCUGGACCGCCGGUGGAGGGCAAUAUGUGCCAUGGCUUUAGACAAGAGGCUCAGGAUCGAGGAGACCUGGAGACUCUGGUGCAAGUUCCUCGACGACUACUCGCGCUUUGAGGAUUGGCUCAAGAUGGCCGAGCGCACCGCCGCCAACCCCAACUCUGCCGACGUCCUCUACACCGUCGCCAAGGAGGAGCUCAAGAAGUUCGAGGGUUUCCAAAGGCAGGUUCAUGAGCGGCUGACCCAGCUGGAACUAGUCAACAACCAGUACCGCCGCCUGGCCAGGGAGAACCGCACCGACCGGACCAGCCAGCUCAAAGCCAUGGUCCACGAGGGCAACCGGCGCUGGGACGACCUGCACCGGCGAGCGGCCGCCAUCCUCCGCAGACUCAAGUACUUCACCAGCCAGAGGGAGGAAUUUGAAAGCACCAGGGAAAGCAUGCUGGUGUGGCUGACCGAGCUGGACCUGCAGCUCACCAACGUGGAACACUUUUCAGAGAGCGACGUGCAUCACAAGAUCCAACAGCUCAAUAGUUUCCAGAAGGAGAUCACGCUGAACACAGAGCGCAUUGACGGGCUGAUCGUGUUUGGAGAGGGUCUAAUCCAGAAGAGCUCACUGCAGGACGCAGCGCUGAUAGAAGAGGAGCUGGAGGAGCUGCACUCCUACUGCCAGGAGGUUUUCAGCAGACUGGUCCGCUUUCACCAGCGCCUCAGCCAGCCGCCGGCGAUCAGAGAAGAACCGGAGCUCUCUGGUUCUGCCUUUUCCUUGGCGUCGAGCUUGGAGCUGAUUGGACGACCUUGGCUUGGGCGGGGCCAAGGAAGCCUCCCGGCGACACCCACCCGCCUGCUGGCCUCCCCACUGGAGCGCUCGGGGCGGGAAACCCCGGUGAGCGUGGACUCCCUGCCGUUGGAGUGGGACCACACCGGAGACGUGGGAGGGUCUUCGUCCCAUGAGGAUGAUGAGGAGGAGGGUGAAGAACAUGAAGAUGACAGAACUUACUUCAGUGCACUAUCAGAGGUGGAGUUGACUGAGAGCCAGGAGGAGUUUGUCGAAGCCCCGGAGGCCCUACGAGCCUCCUCCCUGGUUUCGAGCAUGUCCAUGGCUGGACACGAGUCUCCGAGAUGGCGACCGCAGGGAGACACAGAAACCCCGCUGGACCCCGAGGCUGCCCCCACCCUCACCAGCACCCCGACAAAGCAGGGCUAUUUGCGUCUCAUGUCUGAGUGCAGCGGCAGCAUCGAGGACAUCAAGAGAGUCUCGCUGAUCCUGGAUGACGAAGAGCAGCCGGGAGACCUCGGGCUGACGGGGCUGACUGCCUCGGACAAACAGUCGGGCGUGAUUGAGCGCUGGGAGCUGCUGCAGGCUCAGUCCAGCGGCCCCCACGAGGCCCGUCGUCUCACGUCCGUCCUCGACGACGUCGCUUCCUGGUUGGAGAAGGUGACCCCGGAGCUGGAGCGCCUCCAGCAGUCUGACCCGGCAGCCGGCAUCGAGGAGCUGGCGGCCAGAGCCACAGAGCUAAAGGAGAUGCAGAGGACGUUUACUCGCUACAAGUCCAUCAUGCUGUCGGUCAACCUGCGACCUCAGGAAGCCACGGAGCAGCGGGAGAGGCUGGCCGGCGUGAACCGAGCCUGGAGCCGAGCGCGGGCCGGCCUCUCGCACUGGGACUCCCGGCUGAGGGGAACGCUGACGCGCUGCCAGGAGUUCCACCAGACCCUCCACUCCCUGCUGCUGUGGCUGGCCCACGCCGAGAGCAGGCGCCACGCCGUGGACCUCCGAGACCCAGACACGCCGGACCACGCCCUGCGGCAACACGUCAGCACGCUCACCGAGCUGCAGAAGGAGCUGCGGGGCCGGCAGACCCAGCAGGCGUCCUGCCAGGCGCUGUGGUCCCAGCUGCAGCCCGGGGACGAGGCGGAGGGGUCCGACGAGGCCCAGGAGAAGCUCCACGUCACCGGGAGCAAACUGAGGAUGCUGCUGGGCCAAGUGGACCAGGACCUCGGCGCUCUUCAUCAGCGUCUGGAUUGUGAAACUGCAUCAGCCGUCCAACGCCGAAGCACAAAGACGGGUUCUUCUACUCAAAGAGAGAGGAAGGACUCGCCCCCGCCUCGCUCCUUCUUCUACAGGGUCCUCCGAGCUGCCUUCCCCCUGCACCUCCUCCUGCUGCUCCUCCUGCUGCUCCCCUGUCUGAUUCCCCAGUCAGAGAGCGACCCGGGCUGCACCGGGGCCAACAACUUCGCCCGGUCCUUCUACCCCAUGCUGCGCUACACCAACGGCCCGCCGCCCACCUGACGGAGACGUGCUCACGGAGGAGAUACGGAGGCUGAGAGCAGGAGGAGGACCAGGAGGAGGAGCAGGAGCCUCUUGAAUUCAUUUCUACAGUUGGUUCAGGUGCUGAUGAAGUGGUCGUCUUCAAAAGAAAUGUUCUUCAGGGGUCAUUGAACAGAUUUUAUUCAUUUCACAAACAAAAUAUAAAUUAGAAGUCACAUUGUAGAGACUGUAAACAAGUUCCCGUUAGAUUUUAUGAACUGUUAACAUUUAUUUGUAUCUUUCAAAAGAAAUCAUGCAUAAUUAUGUUUAUGUUAGACUGAACUGAAAAGUUUAUUUUAUAUGUCAACGGCACUUGUGAACAUUUUAAUAUUAUCUUUAUGAAGCCAACCAUUUAAAAAUACGGCACUUUUUUAUACAUUAUUGCAUAAACAUAUAAUUGUAAAGGCUAUUUGACUUGACUGAGCAGACUUGUUGAAACACUGAAGAUUUAGCAGAAAAGUGGAUGUAAAAAAUUAUAUAUAAUGCUUAUUUAUAACAUCAAAUGGUUGAUUUAUGCUCCUAAUGUUCGCUUGUCUGAAUGUCUAGAAUGAUGAACAAAUAAAUGUGUACUUUACAAACGGA
Pseudoliparis swirei is the source of this 23339-nucleotide messenger RNA. RefSeq names its product nesprin-2. Gene Ontology annotation, cellular component: membrane. The record is from RefSeq and is a predicted model, not a curated record. NCBI's taxonomy places the organism in Eukaryota, Metazoa, Chordata, Actinopteri, Perciformes, Liparidae. Gene Ontology annotation, molecular function: protein binding.